AUGGCGUCCGCGUUUGUCGGUUGCACUGUGCUUGUGACUCUGAAAUCACCCCCGAAUGCGCAGAUCCGGGGAACGGUAUCUAACAUUCUGGGCCAGCGCUUGACGUUGCAGAAUGUCACGCUGUUGUGGAAUGGUCAAAACUACCCAUCGUACAACAUCGACGCCCUAGGCAUCGCAGACCUUGAGGUGUCCAGCUCACAAAAUGACUUUCCACAGCAGCAGCAGCAUCAACCACCACCACCGGUGCAACAAAUCCCUAUCCAACCGAAAUUCGAACAAACCCCUGCCCCUCAACCCGUCGCAACAACAAAACAACCCUUUGUCGACCCUGCGAUCGUGAGUUUCUCGACGCGACCCACUAAACAUGCUGCUCCCUUGGAGAAGUCACUGUCAGCCAUAACCACCAAUUUUGGAUCAGGGCCCGGAUCUGUUCAUUCUGUGGAAACAACCCGCCCUCCUCGCACUGCCGAGCGACACGGUUCCGCUGUGACCGCUAUCCUGACGGAGCCCUUUAGCAACCUUGGACUGCAGGCUACUGAAAUAGCAGAUGGCGCAGCAGCACGAACAAAUAAAAUUCCUGUUUCUCAAGAAAACAUCCAAGAGAAGCAAGGAGGGAAACGAAAUAAGAGAGGCCGGAACAAGGCCCGGGAUGACAAGGUUGGCAAUGAAUAUCACAACGGUCUGAAAGGCAACGGUUGGCGACAGACUGCCUUUGUGGAGCCUAUUCAACCCAAAUAUCACACCGGAUACCCUACCGAAGACUACGCGAGUGAAGGAUUUCCAAAGCGAGGGAAAAACAAGAAUCACAAAUCCUACGCCGAACACCCCAGCGGAUGGGCAACAGAAGAUGCCACGGAUAUCCAAGAGCUCGGAGACUUUGACUUUGAAGGAAACCUGUCAAAGUUCGACAAACGGCGCGUAUUUGACGAAAUCCGCAACGACGAUGUUACUGCGGACGAAGACCGGUUGGUUAGCUUCAACAAGAAACCACGUCCAGGAACAAACGGCGGCAAGAAUUUGCACUGGACGGAAAAUGUACUGGACGGCGCCCCCGCCCAGUGGAAUAGCGAAGCAGGAGAGACGGAAACGAGUGAGGACAAGUUCAGCAGUGGGAACUAUUCUGGGCGUGACCGAUCGAAACCGCCCAGUAAAACAGUCAUCUCAAAAAAGAGCAGCACUGUUGUUACACAGUCUGCAGUGCCUGCUUCUCUUGUCGGUCGAGUCAACCCUACAUCUUCUCGCAAUGCCAGCCCGCUGCCCAACAAACAAUCCGGCAGAAUAUCUCCACUGAACGGGGUAGUUGGCAGUUCGACCGGCAGUCUGCGUUUGACCACGACAAACAGGAGCUGCCCAACUAUCAGCCCACUCCAGAUGCUCGAAAUAGAGCAGUUGGCAGUGAGCGAGCUUGGUUUAACUGAAGACAUGCUUACCGAAAAUGCUGGGCGGGGCAUCGCAGAGGCAGCCGUGGGUAGGCUUGGAAACGACGCUGCAGCGCCAGCUGUACUGAUAUUAACCGGGAAUCAUCGAACGGGAGGGCGAGUGAUUGCAGCUGCACGUCAUUUGAAGAACCGAGGCCACCGAGUCACUCUUUGCUUUCUGGGUCUGGAGCAUGAAACCGAGCUCCUAGAGAAUUGCCGGAAGCAACUAGAAAUCUUCAAAAAGGUCGGCGGAAGGGUGCUAAGAUGGGAAGAACUAUCAGCACGUCUCUCCACGCCAGACUUUGGCAUCGACCUGGUCAUUGACGCGAUCUUCGGUGUCCACAUUGCCUUUGAGGACCUGAGGAGUGAUGAUCAGGCCACGGCUUGUGAGAUGAUCGCUUGGGUGAAUAGAAGCAAUCUGGUCAUUAUCUCGGUGGAUAUUCCUACAGGGAUAUCCGCUUCCACAGGUGAUGUAGGCAUUACCCAAGGCUCGCGCCUCUCGAUCAAUUCAGAUUUCGUGGUUUGCUUGGCGGCACCCAAGACAGGGGUUAUGCAAGCACUGCAAUCUGGACGAGGCAGCUCAUGGGAACUCACAGUCGCCGAUAUUGGAAUUAGCCAAGUAGUCUGGAGGAAAUACGGCACGCGGCGUCGGCACGGGAUUACCCAUUCGGAAUGGGCCUCUGAAGACUCAUAUUCAGCCAGCGCUGGCGCUGGCGUGGCCGGAUCGCGCAAAGGUGGCGCGGCGCAUGUCUCUUUCAAACGACUGCCGUUCAAUUUCUGCUCACUCUCGCUCCAACCAUUCAACCACCCGGUGUGCACGGCGACAGGGACGCUCUUCGACCUCACAAAUAUUCUGCCCUGGCUGAAGAAACACGGUACCAACCCCGUUGACGGAAGUCCGCUCAAGAGCGCCGAUCUGAUCAAGCUGAACUUUGCAAAGAAUGAGGCGGGCGAAUACGUCGAUCCGGUCACGUUCAAGGUCUUUACGAAUAACACGCACAUUGUCGCUUUACGGUCAUCGGGCAAUGUGUUUGCGUGGGAUACCGUGGAGAGGCUGAAUGUCAAGGCGAAGAUGUGGCGCGACUUGGUCUCGGACGAGGAGUUUGGUCGCAAGGAUAUCAUCACGCUGCAGGAUCCGCAGAAUGUCGAGUCGAGGAAUCUCAGCUCGUUCAAGUACAUUCAAGACGGCGAGAGUGGGUUGUCGGACGAGCAGAUACGCGAGCGCAACGACCCGGCGAACAAUGUGAAUUUGAACGCGAUGGGUAGUUCUGCAAAGAUCCUCAAAGCAAAGGAGGCUGUGGCGCGAGCUCGCGCUGAGCGUACCGCCGCUCAGCAAGCUGGAGCCAAAGGAGGCAAGGACGCAAAAGCUCUAUCGGCGAAGCCAAAGUCGACAACGCUCUCUCACCAAAGCGCAAAAGCUACGCCAUACAAUGCGGCCCGGCAUACGACCGGCCUUGCUGCGGCGUCGUUCACCAGCACAGGAUUGACCCCCCAUACGGCGGCUGAGCUGGCUACUCUUACAGACGAACAAUACAUGCUGAAACGGGGACGAGUUAAAUCCAAGGGAUACGCCCAGAUUUCGACAACGAUGGGUGAUCUCAACCUGGAGCUACACACUGAAUACGCACCCAAGGCCGUGUGGAAUUUCAUUCACCUGGCCAAGAAGGGAUACUAUAAAGACGUUGUUUUUCACCGCAACAUCAAAGGAUUUAUGAUCCAAGGCGGCGAUCCUACGGGUACGGGACGCGGCGGCGAGAGUGUCUGGGGCAAGAAUUUCGAUGAUGAGUUUGACGGCCCGUACAAGCAUGAUGCGCGAGGCACGCUCAGCAUGGCGAAUAAGGGUAAAAACACCAACAGCAGUCAAUUCUUUCUCGCAUAUCGUGCCCUACCGCAUUUGAACAACAAGCACACGGUGUUUGGACGGAUAAUCGACGACCCGUCGCCCUCGUCGGCGACUCUUAAUGGUAUGGAAGUCGCACCUGUGGACUCGACGACCAAUCGACCAAAGACGGACAUCCGCAUCAAAGACGUGACGAUCUUCGUCGACCCGUUUGAAGAGUUUAUGAGCCAGCAAAAGAAGGCCGGCAAGGAAGCGGGGGCCGCAACUGACGCGCCUAAAAAGGACGAUGUCGACGAGCAUGUAGACGACGACUCAGUCACAUGGACUGGAAAACGCGUGCGUCGCUGGGACGGCGCAGACACAUCGGACUCUAGCCAUGCCGGCGUGGGCAAAUAUUUGAAAGCGGCAUUGGCCGAGCAACACAGUCGCGGGGGGGCUGAUGAAGACGAGAUCGUGGAGUUUAUGGACGAGGCAGAGGCGGCGCCACCAGAGCACACACGCAAGAAGUUCAAGGCCAGCGGGGGGUUUGGCAACUUCGAGGGGUGGUGA
Messenger RNA from Talaromyces rugulosus, 3807 nucleotides. RefSeq lists its product as uncharacterized. Gene Ontology annotation, molecular function: mRNA binding; peptidyl-prolyl cis-trans isomerase activity; ubiquitin-protein transferase activity. The record is from RefSeq and is a predicted model, not a curated record. Bases 1 to 3807 code for a protein of 1268 amino acids. Gene Ontology annotation, cellular component: P-body. Gene Ontology annotation, biological process: protein peptidyl-prolyl isomerization; P-body assembly; protein ubiquitination. NCBI's taxonomy places the organism in Eukaryota, Fungi, Ascomycota, Eurotiomycetes, Eurotiales, Trichocomaceae. The transcript is spliced from 5 exons.